AUGCUCUAUCCACCUUUCUCUCCUUCUUCUGUACAUUGUUUUUAUCCUCUUUCUUCUCCUCAUCCAAUAACAUUUACCAUCCUUUUUCCUCUCUUACAGUGUCAUUCUCCAUUGUCUUUCCUCUCUCCUUCCUAUACCCUACUCCUUCCUCCUCUUUUUUUAUUAUCCCCCUUCUGUAUUGUGCUUUGUUCUUCUUCCCCACCUCCACCAAUACACUGCUCUAUCCUCUUUCUCUUUCCCUCUCAUCUUUCCUCUUUUCCUCCUUUGUUGUCCUUAUUUCUCCAUUGUGCAUUGUUUUUCUUUUCCCACUUAUUCUUUCCACCUUCUGAUCCUCUCCCUCUCCUGUAUCAUGUUCCAUACUCCUUCUCCUGCACUAUCCUCUUUUUCCUGCUUCACUUGUACUCUUCCCUGUCCUUUCCUGGAUCAUCAUCAUCACCCUCCCACUACCACACCUCAUCUCACUCUCUUGUUUCAUCAUUGUCCUCAUUCUGUCUUGUUGCAUCCUUUUGCAGUAUCCAGCCCCUUCCAUCAUGGUUCACCUAUUGCAUCAGUCAGACAUCUUUUCUUACCUGUCUGAUUGAUACUUACUCUCCACCUUACAUCCUAUUACCCCUGUUGACUUUCUUUUUGUUAAUGUUGCAUUUAACUUGA
This is a messenger RNA of Acanthosepion pharaonis, 651 nucleotides long. NCBI's taxonomy places the organism in Eukaryota, Metazoa, Mollusca, Cephalopoda, Sepiida, Sepiidae. The record is from the annotation of a GenBank genome assembly.